GGACGGGCGCCCGAAGAAACAGUUUUCUGCAGAGAUGCAACAAGUAGCACCCGCAGCUCGCAGAGCGCCCUGCGCCGCCUGACUUGGCUGCGCGAAGCGAGUCUGCAGAGACCCAGGCCAGACACCGGACAAAGGGCGGAGGAGGGGCUGGACCGCGCAGCGGAGUCCCGAAAGAGGCCAUUUAGUGACUCUGGCCAGGCCAAAGGGAAUGCAGAGGAGACACAGAGCCGGCGGGCCAAGAGGACGAUCCGGCAGCUGCGCGCAGGGCGGGCGGCGAUGGAGGCUGCCCGCGCCGUGCGCUUCCUGCUCGUGGUGUGCGGCUGCCUGGCGCUCCCGCCCUGGGCCCAGCCCGUGUGCCCGGAGCGCUGCGACUGCCAGCACCCCCAGCACCUCCUGUGCACCAACAGGGGGCUCCGCGCCGUGCCCAAGACCAGCUCGCUGCCGAGCCCCCAGGACGUGCUCACCUACAGCCUGGGCGGCAACUUCAUAACCAACAUCACCGCUUUCGACUUCCACCGCCUGGGGCAGCUCAGACGGCUGGACCUGCAGUACAACCAGAUACGCUCCCUGCACCCCAAGACGUUCGAAAAGCUCUCGCGGCUGGAGGAGCUCUACCUGGGGAACAACCUCCUGCAGGCGCUCGCCCCGGGCACGCUGGCCCCGCUGCGCAAGCUGCGCAUCCUCUACGCCAACGGGAACGAGAUCGGCCGCCUGAGCCGAGGCUCCUUCGAGGGCCUGGAGAGCCUGGUCAAGCUGCGGCUAGACGGGAACGCCCUGGGGGCGCUGCCGGACGCGGUCUUCGCCCCUUUGGGCAACUUGCUCUAUCUUCAUCUGGAGUCCAACCGGAUCCGCUUUCUGGGCAAGAACGCCUUCGCCCAGCUGGGCAAGCUGCGCUUUCUCAACCUCUCUGCCAACGAGCUGCAGCCCUCCCUGCGCCACGCGGCCACCUUCGCCCCGCUGCGCGCCCUGUCCACGCUCAUCCUGUCGGCCAACAGCUUGCAGCACCUGGGGCCGCGCGUCUUCCAGCACCUGCCGCGCCUCGGCCUGCUCUCGCUCAGGGGCAACCAGCUCACGGACCUCGCGCCCGAGGCCUUUUGGGGGUUGGAGGCCCUGCGGGAGCUGCGCCUGGAGGGCAAUCGGCUGAGCCAGCUGCCCGUGGCGCUGCUGGAACCCCUGCGCAGCCUGGAAGCGCUGGACCUGAGCGGCAACGAGCUGUCCGCUCUGCACCCCGCUGUCUUUGGCCACCUGGGCCGGCUGCGCGAACUCAGCCUACGCGACAACGCGCUCAGCGCCCUCUCUGGGGACAUCUUCGCCGCCAGCCCUGCCCUCUACCGGCUGGACCUAGACGGCAACGGCUGGACCUGCGACUGCCGUCUGCGGGGCCUGAAGCGCUGGAUGGGCGACUGGCACUCUCAAGGCCGGCUUCUCACCGUCUUUGUGCAGUGUCGCCACCCCCCGGCCCUGCGGGGCAAGUACCUGGAUUACCUGGACGACCAACAGCUGCAGAACGGGUCUUGCGCCGAUCCCUCCCCCUCGGUUUCCCCGACCCACGAUGGCGAGCGGCGGCCCUUACCCACAGCCACGAGGGGGGAGAUGGCGCCCCCUGCAGGUGGCCUCGCGGAGGCGCCGCCGCCGCCGCCGCCGCAGCCGCUGGGCGGCGCGCGCUUCCGCCUGCUCUUCGACCGCUUCGGCCAGCAGCCCAAGUUCCACCGCUUCGUCUACCUGCCCGAGCGCAGCGACUCGGCCACGCUGCGCGAGCUGCGCGGGGACACCCCCUAUCUGGUGUGUGUGGAGGGCGUGCUGGGGGGCCGGGUGUGCCCGGUGGCCCCCCGGGACCACUGCGCCGGGCUGGUCACCCUGCCGGAGCCCGGGAGCCGCGGCGGCGUGGACUACCAGCUGCUGACCUUGGCCCUGCUGGCCGUCAACGCGCUGCUGGUGCUGCUGGCCUUGGCGGCCUGGGCGUCGCGCUGGCUGCGGAGGAAGCUGCGGGCCAGGAGGAAGGGCGGCGCCCCGGUCCACGUCCGCCACAUGUACUCCACCCGGCGGCCGCUGCGCUCCAUGGGCACCGGCGUGUCCGCCGACUUCUCGGGGUUCCAGUCGCACCGGCCGCGCACCACCGUGUGCGCGCUGAGCGAGGCGGACCUCAUCGAGUUCCCCUGCGACCGCUUCAUGGACAGCGGGGGCAGCGGCGGGGCGGGCAGCCUGAGGCGGGAGGACCAUCUCCUGCAGCGAUUUGCAGACUAGGUCCGGGCCUGCGGGGGCGCGGAGACCACGCACUGACCUUGAGGAGCCAGCUGUCCGUGGGGCCCUUCAACCCACCUCAGGGGAAGCUCUCAUUUUAUCAGACCGUCUCCUUCUGCCCUUUUGCGCUUUUGGCCAGGGAGGCCAAAGGGGACAGCCGGCCAAUUUGGCCCCCCCCCCCAUUCCCAGCACUCACUGGUGAAGUAAAUGGAUGGUACUUGGUGGUCAAGGCCACGAGCAGGGGGACGCAUGGAUGGCGGGGUCCGGAGGUGGGAGGCCUCUACGCGGAGACCUUGGCGAAGCUCUGAGAUUGCCUUUUGUGGCGUUGGAAUCCAGUAGCCCGACCCUCUUGGGGGUGGAAAUAGGGGGUUGUGCCCCCAACAUGUCCAGAAAGAGAUUUGGAUACAAACUUUUUAUUUGUUGAGUGUCAAAAAAAAAAAAAAAGUGUUUUGGUUCUAUUUAAGGAAAAAGGAAAUUAUUACCAUUACCAAGGAGGCUUGGCCAGGGCCUCCACAGGUCUGGAGGUUUCUGCCAAGAAGGGUGAUGUAAGCAGGUGGUCAAGGUUAACACAUUCACCGAGAAACUCUUUUAUGGUGGUUAAUAGAACAUUCAGGAUAACUUAACGUUUAAAUGAUUAGAGACGCUAUUUUUUGUUCAACAAUGUGAAGAGCUCUGACAUUUAACAAACUGACAAACUCAAGGACUAUUUUAGUUGAGCCGAGUGGUUCAGCAAUUUUCUUUUUAACAUUAACACCACAAGUAUGUCUGCUGACCUUGAGGUUAACUAAGAUUACACACGUUCUCUGGAGAAGGCUACGUGUGCAAGACUUCUCUGUCAGGGUUGCUCCUGUGGCUUUGUAAUUUUUAAACCUAUAGAUGGAAAAGGAAAUUUCAAUGCCAGACUUGAUCAAAGAAUGUACGUAAUGCGUAUUGACUGAUGACCCGUAGGGAACCCCAGUGUUCUAGUUUGCUUAGCGCAUCUCUGGCACUGUAUCCAUCCAGGCUGGAAAAAAUGCAGUGUGCUACUUUGCAUGUUUUUAUCAGUGACACGCAGCUGACUGUGCCCUACUUGUCCAGAGUUGCACAGCGAAGUGAUAAAGGUCAUUUCCUAAUAGGGGAGCAAAGGUGAUUGUCAGUUAAUAGUGUGUGUUUGGUCAUAUUACUGUCUCACUCCAUAUGAAAUAGUAGAAGGGAAGAAAUUAUUGGAAAAAAAUGUGAAAAAAUGUCCAUCGGUGGUUGUCUUUCUACUAAAACCAGAAGAUUGUUAUGAGUACUUAAACCUCACUGUGAAAUAAUUCUGUAUUUUGCAAGUUAGUCCCUCCACUACCCUGUGUUUUACGGUGUUAUUAAAUCUUAUCUUGUAGUUAAUAAUUGCAGUAUUUCUUUUCCAUGUUUUUGUGUUAAACUUAGGGUUAGGCUCCUUUAUUUUGCUGUUGUUUUCAAUUAUUUGAGAUACUUGCGUUUCCUGAUAUUUAUGAAGUACAUGUUUAUCACUAAAUGUAGUGCCUUGGUUUACAUUAAUGAUUUUGUAUGUGGUCUAAAAGUGUGGUCACCAAGAGGGUGUACACAGUUGCAUUUACUGUGGUUGUGGUUCACUGGCAGUGGGGUGUCGUGGAGGCCACUGCAUUGGUGCUGAGGCUAACAGUGCAUCUCCUGUGUAGGGCCUUAAGCCCCUGAGGGUCCUGAUGACUCAGGGAAUCUAUCACAGUCCAGGGGUCCUUCACCCCCAGUCCACCCCUUUUAUGUUUGGCCUCCACCGAGCCAGGCCUGCCCUUGUCCCCACAGCUGAGUGGAGAGCCAGGGAUCUAAAUGAACUGAUCUUUGUUUAUGUUCAGAUGAAUAAAUGUCCAGACCACUUAAAGUACAGCUGCUUUCCUGGCAAUCUUAUCCGUGGUGGGGCCAAAACUUAAUAAACCACAGGAAAUAGACUGUCCUUAGUUUGCUGCCAGAGCUCAUUUCAGAUUCCAAGUUUGCUGGUACAUGGGAGAGGUGUAGUUGUUUGCUCUUAUUGGCAACCUUUGGGCUAUUUUGCUCCUUUUCUGUUCCCAGCUUUUUUCAUCCAUCGAGCGAUUGCAUCUCUUAGCUGUUUCUCUUGCACAGCUGUGUAGUUUUGAGUCCCAUUGAAAGUCUGGAAAAGACCUCUGGUUUUCCCACGACCCACCCUGUUAACUGCAGAGCAUCCCUGAAAAUGCCUAAUGCCUGGAUCUAUGUAAAAACAGAUUGACUGGAGAGUCUUUCAGUGGGAAAUGAAUAAAUGCUAUCCAUUAUUAUGUUCAGUUAUGUCAAUAAAUCCACUUACUGGUAGAGAUGUUU
Molecule: messenger RNA, 4554 nt
Organism: Miniopterus natalensis
Lineage: Eukaryota; Metazoa; Chordata; Mammalia; Chiroptera; Miniopteridae
Source: RefSeq, a predicted model, not a curated record